UAGUGACGACGAGAAAAUAUAAACCCCCGCUCCAACACACUCGGACAUUAUCUCACAUAGAUUCACCGACUCUUUGCAAAGCAACAAAAUCGUAACUAUUUCAACAUGUCUGGAAGAGGCAAAACUGGAAAGGCUCGUGCUAAGGCUAAGACCCGUAGCUCCCGCGCUGGUCUUCAGUUUCCUGUGGGCCGUGUUCACCGGCUGCUGAGGAAAGGUAACUACGCCGAACGAGUAGGUGCUGGAGCGCCUGUUUAUUUGGCUGCUGUACUAGAGUAUCUCACUGCUGAGAUCCUCGAGUUGGCUGGCAACGCGGCAAGAGACAACAAGAAGACCCGCAUCAUCCCCCGUCACUUGCAGCUUGCUGUCCGCAACGACGAAGAGCUGAACAAACUGCUCGGUGGUGUGACCAUCGCCCAAGGAGGCGUUCUACCGAACAUUCAGGCUGUUCUGUUGCCCAAGAAGACCGGGCAGGCUGCUCCCAGCGGCGGCAAGGCGGGAAAGAAGGGAUCUCAGCAGUCUCAAGAAUAUUGAGCUCUCGAUGAACGAGGCUACAGAGUUUCUUCAAAUACCCAAAGGCCCUUUUAAGGGCCGCCCAAACGUUCACUUCUGAAGACAAAUUCCAUGAUUGUAAUCUACAGGUUGUGGUUGUGUGUGCAGUGUGACUGGGGUUUGCCGCAAUAAAUUGUAGUUGCAGGUU
Molecule: messenger RNA, 697 nt
Organism: Anguilla rostrata (American eel)
Lineage: Eukaryota; Metazoa; Chordata; Actinopteri; Anguilliformes; Anguillidae
Product: histone H2AX
Exons: 1
Coding region: 106-531 (141 amino acids)
Biological process (GO): heterochromatin formation
Cellular component (GO): chromatin; nucleosome
Molecular function (GO): structural constituent of chromatin; protein heterodimerization activity; DNA binding
Source: RefSeq, a predicted model, not a curated record